Messenger RNA from Puccinia triticina, 3105 nucleotides. RefSeq lists its product as uncharacterized. Bases 1 to 3105 code for a protein of 1034 amino acids. The record is from RefSeq and is a predicted model, not a curated record. The transcript is spliced from 8 exons. Lineage: Eukaryota; Fungi; Basidiomycota; Pucciniomycetes; Pucciniales; Pucciniaceae.
AUGUUCUGGAUCCCCGUUCUCAAUCGCUUUGACGGCUACCUAGAAGCGACGACCAAGGAGUACGAUCUGCGAGGACCAGGUAGCAAGAAAGAAAAAGAUUCGGAUGGGAAAGAGAUCAAAGAGAAUGACUCCAAACGGAUAGGCGUCCAGGCCAACGACCUUGCCCCGAUCACCAAACCGAUGACCCUGGCUAUCUCCGGAUUCAUCAAGCUGCUGCUCGAAAAUUGUACCAAUCGAAAACUGUUCUCAUCCUACGAUCAACUCAACGACUUUCUCCUCACUACCGACACCGACGUGCUCCUGGCCAAUCUUCGGCUGAUCCUUCGCUCAGCCCAACAGUGGAGCGUUCACCAUCAAGACAUGAACGGCGGUUUCGGCAUCUCUCACUCGCGACUGCUCGACCUGCUCCAGAGUUGGUCAUCGAUCGGCGCAACAGAUAUAACUGGCCUCAGCUUGGUCGACCUCGUCCAACACACUCUUUCGACCUCCUCUCAGUCGGAGGAUGCCAACAUGGAUAUCAAUUUGAUCCCAGCCAACCCACCGCACAAUGCCCCCGAAGUCACCUUCCACUUCUAUCGCAAGGUUGACCCGAAGCCAACCACUCAGCCUACCACUGACACCAAGCCCGCCGUAGACGAAAAAGGCAAAGGAAAGGAGGUCUUGACGGGUCCAUCCACCUCUUCCUCCAUCCAACCCUCAAGCUCCUCAACCCAACCGGCUCAUGCUCCAACUACCCCAACCCCCAAAGGCUGGUCGAAAGACAAAUCUCUUGCUUCCCAGACUUCCCCCGCCCAACCCCUUGCUCCAGCGCCCCCAGGAUAUCUUGGCGGACCUCAUCGAGCAUCAUCAGCUACCGAUCGAUUGUCGAUUCAAGCUCUUCCACCGGAUCCGGAUCGCGAUGGCCCUCAAAAACUCUCUGGACGUUCGGCGAUUCGCCUGGUACGACUGUUGGCUCCGGCGAUCUAUACCCACACGACCGACGAAACAACCGCUAUUUCGAAAUUGUUCAUCUACGAGCCCGGUCUGAUAUCCCAACUCACCGCCGCCUUUGACGCAUUGGAAGGUAUUUCCCGAUAUCGAGGCAAGAUUGCUGAGGCUGCCGGCGCAGUUGGUGUUUCUGUUAGUCACGGUACCUUGAUGCAGGUAGUGCGCAAGAUGGCGAAGGAGCUCGAGCGCGAGCGAGCGGCCUGUAAAGACGAGUUUAUCGAUUCCCUCUUUUGCUUUCUGAGCUGUCUGCAGCUUAGCGUGUACGCUGGCUCCCUCCUUGUUGGGACCGGUGUCGUACCUGUACUCGUUGAUAUCUGUAAGAAUUCUCAUCUAAAUCAAAUUGGGACCGUCAUUCGAGCUGUUACCAAUCUGGAUGGGCUACUGUAUGGAUUCACCUUGGCAUUCGCCCUCUUCAACGGAGUCGAUGGGCUCAAGGUGUUUGUUAAUCGAAUCAAGGAAGAGGUCGACAAAGCGAUUGCCGAGCACCCUAUCGACAUCACAUCAUCCUCCAAACCAUCUGAGUUGCUCAUCGGAAUGCUCUCACACUCAUCCGCCGGCCUUCUCAAGGCUCUCUUCCGCUCGAUCCAGCGCUUGCUCACUCCGGCUGGAACUUUGGAAAGCGUUCGCCACUUGACGGAAACCCAACUGCCUCAGUCGAUCAAGCUGAUCAUCCAAAACAAGGCGGUAUUCGGUUACCAGAUCUAUUCCCUGGCCAUCAACAUGAUGUCCACAUUGAUUCACAGCGAGCCGACCUCCCUCGUAAUUCUUCAAGAAGCAGGCUUGCCUGAAGCCCUCUACGAUGUGAUCGACAGUGGUAUCGAACCGGGAUUUGAUAUGAUUGCGGCUAUACCAUCUGCUCUUGGCGCUCUAUGCUUGAACGAGGUUGGUUUACAGCAGUUGAACGACCGACAAGCAAUCCCGGCUAUCUUCUUGGUGUUCACGUCUGAAAGGCACGCCCGGAUUCUACGGCACAGGGACCACGCUUCCGUGACGGUCCUCGAUGCGACCUUGACUUUCUUAAACGAGAUAGAUCGCAUUGGAAACGCCGUCGAUAUCAAUACAAGCCAAGUGGCGAAUGUCCAGUUGAAGCCUUGCCCCGAGGAAAGCUCACAAGCUGCGAUUGAAGGCCCCCCAUCGUCUGAUGCGCAAGCUCCCGCCGCGCAAGCCCCCGCCGAGAGCAACUCUCAAGAUGUGGUCAUGAACGACAACCUAACUGCACCUGCCCCAGCCACUACUCUCUUCCAGUCGGCAACCGCUAGUGUUACCAAAAAAGACAAAGAAAAGGACGACAAAGAUCAUUACGCAAAUAACCUGGUGCUUCUAUUGAUUGACGUCGCCUGUAGGUUACUCGAAUCGAUGCUGCAGAACGUGGCGCAUUGCCAAGACUUGAUUACCCUGGGUGCCUUGGACAAGUUAUUGGGCCUCCUCCGAUUGCCUUCAAUACCGUACGAUUUUGCCACUACACCGGCCGCCGAGGCGUUCAGCUCAGCCAUCAGGGUGGUUACUGAAACCUUACCCAGUGAAACACUCACGGUUGUGAUGAAGCAACUCCGGUCCGACCUGAUGGAAAUCAAACCGUUCUGGCAAACCCUCCGGCCGGAGUCAGAAAUGCUGAAAAUGGUUUCAACUACUUCCGCUGAUGUAGACGGCCAUAAUCAUCUUUUUUGUCGUCUGAUUUCGAUCCAAGCCUACAUAUCGUUUUUGAGCAACAUCUGCGUUGCGAGUGGCUACUCUCACACCCGAACCGCCGCCGGAAUCCUUGCAGUGUUCAACAACCCCAAAGAGUCAGAAACAGUGAUGAUCUUGGGUGCCCUGCAACACGUGGUCUUCUGGGAGCACAUCCUGAUCAAGGCAUUUGCUCCCAAGCCUUGGUCCAAUGGGACUACACCUGCUGCCGGCUUGACCGCGACAAGCGCCCCGAUCCCUUCUUCGUCAUCAGGCACUGUAUCCAUUCUGGUCCUUCCUUCAAUUGGAGACCAAAGCCAGAUCAGUUCUAUGCUUUUCUUCUUAGCCAAUGCCAUCUCGAAUACCGAAGCUGCCUCGAUGACAUCCGCUGGCCGCGCCGACACUAUCACCGGAAAGGCGACCGAAAUCACUGGGACUCCCGCCUCCAAAUAG